Messenger RNA from Dinoponera quadriceps, 672 nucleotides. RefSeq names its product odorant receptor 13a-like. Gene Ontology annotation, cellular component: plasma membrane. Gene Ontology annotation, molecular function: odorant binding; olfactory receptor activity. The record is from RefSeq and is a predicted model, not a curated record. Lineage: Eukaryota; Metazoa; Arthropoda; Insecta; Hymenoptera; Formicidae. Gene Ontology annotation, biological process: sensory perception of smell; detection of chemical stimulus involved in sensory perception of smell. The transcript is spliced from 5 exons. The coding region runs from base 1 to 672 and encodes 223 amino acids.
AUGAUCAUCGACGUGCGUUACAGCCCCGUCAACGAGAUCUUCUUCUGGCUGCAAUGCGUGUCGGGCUUCGUCGCGCACUCCAUGACGACCGGUGCUUGCAGCCUGGCGGUGGUGUUCGCGAUGCACGCUUACGGCCGUUUGGAGCUUCUGAUACGAUCGAUCGAGCAUCUGAUUGAUGGACGCGAGAAUUCCCGCGGCAACGUGGACGACAGACUGGCGAUGAUCGUGCAGCAGCACGUUCGGAUCUUGAAUUUCAUAUCGCUGACGGACAGGAUACUGCGUGAAAUAUCCGUCACAGAAGUUGUAGGAAGUACGUUAGACUUGUGUUUUCUCGGAUAUUCUAGUAUGACGGAAUGGGCUAGUAAAGAGACAACCUCCUACGUAACGUUCGUUAUUCUGCUCGUAUCUAUCACAUUCAAUAUCUUCGUACUUUGUUACCUCGGCGAGCUUAUUGCCGAACAGUGCAGAAAGAUCGGCGAGAUGUCGUAUAUGAUCGAUUGGUAUCGAUUACCAGGAAGAAAGGGUCUCGGCCUCGUGCUGCUGAUAGCUAUGUCCAAUUCGUCCAUCAAACUCACUGCCGCAAAUUUCUUCGAGUUAUCCAUCGGUACCUUCGGUGACGUGGUUAAGACAUCUGUAGCCUACUUGAACAUGUUACGUACAUUAACUUUGUAA